AUGACAACGGUCGUCGUCGUCGUUGUCGUUGUCGUCAGUGGCGAUGGCGCGGCACAUAGCGAUGAUGAUUAUGGGCGAGAAGUGCAAGGGCGGCGAUGUAUGCACGGUGGUGUGCCCAUCAAAACAGUGAAUCUAAAGGUGGGUCUCGACAUGAAUGACGGAUGGGAAGCAGCUUCGCUCUAUCUCAAGUUUGCCGCUUCAGGAGAUUGGGCUCUUCUCAACAAGGAAGGAUUCAAUAUAAUCCUUUCGACGGCAUCGAAGAGCAUGUUUGGAGAGUCAUAUUCGAUUUCAUCGGAGGAAAUGUCCGAGAAGGAAAAGGGCGUUCACUCUCGUCUAAUCGAAAAAGCCGCACGUCUUCAACGUAAACGUCUACGUGGUCAGAAACGAGAGAAACUACGUCGUGAACGGAAGUCUCGGCAUAGUCUACUGAAGAAAGCGAUCCGAGACGCGAAAGCAAUCCAGAAAGCCGCAGCCGCAGCAGGAAAGGUCGUUGUAGUCGACAAAGAGCUAAAAAGGCAGUGGAAAGCUGCACAGGAAGCGGCAUCGCGACGUCGCGAAGAAAAAGCGAGAAGACGUGCUGAGCACGAGACUCGCAAAGAGGCACGUCGUGCGAAACGCGAUAAGAAGCGAGGACGUAAGCGACGUGAUCCGAAUAAGGCGAGCUCGGCAAGCAAGAAAACCAAGGACAACACACUGAUAGCUGUUGCCAGCACUAUCUCUGCUGGUGCUACCGUCGCCGGUGGUGCUAUCGUAGGCACGGCCGAAGUUGGAUCAUUCAAGGAACGUCAAGGACGUGAACCCAAGUUCGUAAGUGACAACAACGACGUCAAGGCCAUCCCCUGCCGCUGUGGACCGGCCGGCGAAAAAGCGAUGACGAGUUUGAGAUUUCGGCCAUCGUUUGAAUGUUAA
Messenger RNA from Haemonchus placei, 909 nucleotides. The record is from the annotation of a GenBank genome assembly. NCBI's taxonomy places the organism in Eukaryota, Metazoa, Nematoda, Chromadorea, Rhabditida, Trichostrongylidae.